Messenger RNA from Puntigrus tetrazona (Sumatra barb), 439 nucleotides. Its product is annotated as meiosis inhibitor protein 1-like. Lineage: Eukaryota; Metazoa; Chordata; Actinopteri; Cypriniformes; Cyprinidae. The record is from RefSeq and is a predicted model, not a curated record. Gene Ontology annotation, biological process: meiosis I. The coding region runs from base 47 to 439 and encodes 130 amino acids. The transcript has 4 exons.
CGUACAGUGCAGUAGUUGGUUAUGUUUGUGUUCAGUCCUGCUGCAGAUGACGCUGGACGUCCCGAAUCAAGCCUUUCUGCUCUUCAUCCUGGAUCAGAUGCACUCACGGUGGACUGACGGUCAGAAAGCGUCUCUGUCCUCCUGCAUGUUUCUGGGUAAACUGCUGGACGCUCAUCCUGCUCUGAGUCAAACGCUGACGUCCAGCCGCUUGUGUGUGCUGGAGUGUGUGUGCUCAUCUCUGCUGGUCUCAGACGAGGACGUGAAGGUCGCGGUGUGUUACGUGAUGUUCAGGAUCUGGAGUUUCUCCGCUGCGGUUCAGACUCUUCCAGACACUCUCCGACAGCGCAUGUGUGUGUUACUGCUGCACACGCUCUCCAACACACACACCACAGCGCUCACCGUCAACUGCUUGGUAUUGAAUCUUAUUUGCUUUUCAUAA